This is a messenger RNA of Clarias gariepinus (North African catfish), 4365 nucleotides long. Its product is annotated as teashirt homolog 2. NCBI's taxonomy places the organism in Eukaryota, Metazoa, Chordata, Actinopteri, Siluriformes, Clariidae. The coding region runs from base 474 to 3536 and encodes 1020 amino acids. The record is from RefSeq and is a predicted model, not a curated record. Gene Ontology annotation, molecular function: DNA-binding transcription factor activity, RNA polymerase II-specific; DNA binding. Gene Ontology annotation, biological process: regulation of transcription by RNA polymerase II. Gene Ontology annotation, cellular component: nucleus. The transcript has 2 exons.
UAAUGUUCAGUUUGUUCUCGGGAUCGAUGUUCGCGGGCAUCGCCUCACCGUGUCUGAGCCCAGCGCGGUAUUCUCUUACACACGGACGCUUUCUUUCUGUCCUCGUCACUCGUUCCGCUCACUAACCGAAUCCGGCGUUUUGACAGGAGCUCGUCCUUCGGCUUUUGAAAGAGGGGGAGAAAGAGAAACGGAAAGAAAAAAAGAAGAAAGAGGGGGGGAAAAGCGGUCCGCCAUAGAUCCGAGAAGCAGGCGAAAGAGACACCCCGUCCUGACACCUGAUUUGACAAGACAGCGGCUCUGAUAUUGGGAUUGUACGAGAGAAGAGAGGAGAGGAAAGAGGAGUGCGGUUAAAGCGGUAGAAAUUAAAACAAGAGUGGCGCUUCUGUUUGUGUUUGUUUUCUUCUUCUUUUACGGACUAUUUGAGAAAGCUGAAGUCGGCACCUUGACGAAUUUGAAGUGCGAGUUGAGAGAAAAUGCCGAGGAGGAAGCAGCAGGCGCCGAGGAGGGCUGCGGUGUAUGAGCCAGAUGAUGAUAUUGGUGCCCCUGAACCAGUUGCUGAAGAGGACGGAGGAAAUGACUUGCAAAAUGAAGAUGAGGGGUCUGAGAAGACCAGCACUAAAAUUCCUGAGGAUAAGGAAACAGACAACAAGAGCAGCUACAGCUUCCAGAAUUCUCCUGUCAGCGUCUUGUCCAACCAGGAAGUUGAACUGGAGUCCCGUCUGAGUGAUGGCAGCGACAGACUAUCUGACUUCAAGGCCUCUUCCCCACCAGAGAGCCUGAGGGACAAUGAAAAUCAUGGAUCAAAACCAAAAGACGAGAUGUACGGCAGUCUUGAGAAAAUGAGAGCAACUUACGUCAACUUCCUCUCAGACUCCUACUGGACAAAUAUUGGACUAGACCUUAAGAUUGGUAACACCGGCAGCAAGCCCAACUGCGACAGCUCUAAUGCAGCGUCUAAGCGUGAGUUUGACUGGCAUCAGGAUGCCCUGUCCAAAACCUUACAGCAAACACUGUCCCCAAAACCUGUGUCAAAACCAAACCUUUUCAGCUCGGUGCACCUGUACAGGCAAAGCAGCAAAGCAUGUGGUACAGUCUUCACAGGAGCAAGUCGCUUCCGCUGCAAAGACUGCAGUGCAGCAUAUGACACCUUGGUAGAACUGACAGUGCACAUGAACAAGAGUGGACACUACCAAGAUGACAACCAUAGCAGACAAGGAAUUGCCUCCACUUCAUCUUCCAAAAGUCGGAAGAGGAACCUUCAAGACAUGGAAGGCAAGGAGGACGCACAGAAAGUGCUGAAAUGCAUGUUUUGUGGCCAUUCUUUUGAUUCUCUCCAAGACCUAAGUGUCCACAUGAUUAAAACUAAACACUACCAGAAAGUGCCUUUGAAAGAACCUAUUCCAGUAAUCACUCCUAAAUUAGUUCCACCAGCAAAGAAGCGUGCCUUUGAAUCUACAAGGCCAUGUUCUCCUGAUUCUACCACCGGUACAAUAGGCUACAGUGAAGCCCAAAGGUCAUCCGGUCUUACAAACACUCCAAACAACCGAUACGGCUAUCAGAAUGGUGCUAGCUACACAUGGCAGUUUGAAACAUGCAAAUCCCAGAUUCUAAAGUGCAUGGAAUGUGGAAGUUCACAUGAUACUCUUCAACAGCUGACAACACAUAUGAUGGUCACUGGUCAUUUCAUCAAAGUGACAAAUUCAGCGUCCAAAAAGGGUAAACAACUAACUCUUGAUCCAUUAGCAAUUGAGAAGAUGCAGACACUAGCAGAACCCGCUGUUAAUGAAUCUGAGGGUCAAAAGGCCUCCUCAAAGUGUACUGUCUCUGAGGUUUCUCAGAAAUCGUCCCCAAAGGAAAAGAAACCCGACCAAGAAGACGAGAGAAAUAAAGAUGAUCAGCAAGACGGGGCAGAUCAAAAGAGUACUGAUGCUAAUUUUAAAUAUCCAUACCUACGAGAGGAGGACCUGGAACAAGGAGCCAGUGGUGGGGGUGACAUACUAAAAUCAUUAGCCAACACAGUAGCCACAGCAAUUAAUAAGGCUCAGACAGGGACACCCAGCUGGAGUGCUUACCCCAGCAUACAUGCAGCUUACCAGCUAUCAGGCGUAAUUAAGAAUGCACCGCUUUCUGCCUCUACCCCCAUACACGUUAAACAGAGUCACAACCACAGAUUGAGGCUCAUCGCCCCCAAAGGAAAGUUUUAUCAGGGACUUAGAGUACACGAGAGUUUCCAGGGACAUCACAAUCUGGACAUCAAAAAGGAGAGGGGUGGUGCGUCUGAUGACAAAGAGAGCCAGAACAGCAAGUUUGAUCUUGCAGAGAAUGAUGACAGUGAUUGUCAGGAUGAUUCCUCUUCCUCUUCAAAGCUGGAUGCAGACUGUGUAAGUGAAGGGAAUGACACGAUCAAAGGGAAGUUGAGCCCAGCUUUCUCUGACACAGCCAACCCCUCACCAAGCCCUCCUGCUAGCAAUGGGCACAGCAGUUCCUCAGACAUUGUCAGUGACUCUCAGGAAGUCCCUACUAUAAACCCUCUAAGUGCACUACAGUCUGUCCUGAACAAUCAUUUGGGAAAGGCAAAUAAGCCAAGACAAGAGGGGGUGCUGUCUCAACGCAUCCAGCCGAUGUUCUCAGAAUUAAGCCGAGGUCUUGAGAAGCCAGGUUCAGUCCUCACAUCAUCUGCUGUCAUCAGGACAAACAGCACCAACUUUAUGUUCACAAAUAAUGACCAGCCAAUAGACUUAACAAAAAACAAACACAACAAAUCGAGUUCAUCACAGUCCUCCACUCCUAUGCCUCAGAAACAUGCACUGUCUGACAUUGCCGACAUGGUAAAGGUUCUUCCCAAAGCCACGACGCCAAAGCCCUCAAUAACAUCUAGAGUGCCUGCAGUGAAACUGGAGUCAGACGUGAGGCGGUUUGAAGAUGUAUCCAGUGAGGUCUAUUCUGUCCACAAACGUAAAGGCAGGCAAUCAAACUGGAACCCUCAGCACUUGCUCAUUCUUCAAGCCCAGUUUGCUUCCAGCCUCUUUCAGACCUCUGAGGGCAAGUAUCUUCUCUCUGAUCUUGGUCCUCAGGAACGGAUGCACAUCUCGAAGUUUACCGGACUUUCUAUGACUACCAUCAGCCACUGGUUAGCCAACGUUAAAUACCAACUUAGGAAAACAGGAGGGACCAAAUUUUUAAAGAACAUGGACACGGGCCAUCCGGUCUUCUACUGCAACGACUGCGCGUCCCAGUUUCGAAUGCCAUCUGCUUUCAUUUCCCAUCUUGAAUCCCAUCUUGGUUUUCAGAUCAAAGACAUGAGCAAACUGCCAGUCGAGCACCAGACAAAGGUAGCAGAGCCUGAACUGGCAAAAACUUUCAGUGUUAGAGUGACAGAAGCACUGGUGACAGAGGAAGACAUGGACUCCAAAUUCAAAUGCAAGCUUUGUAGUCGGACAUUUGCCAGCAACCACGCAGUCAAACUUCACUUGAGUAAAACUCACAGCAAAUCUCCAGAGAACCAUUCACAAUUUGUUGAAAUGGACAAAGAGUAGCUUGGCUGAUUUUUAUUACUAUAUAUAUAGUUUUUUUCUUGUUAAUAACUGUAAUUGCUCUGCUUUUAUAUAUAUGAAAAAAAGAUAACGGGUGAAAUUAUUUUUUUUUCCAUGUUACAUGUAGCAUUACAUAGUAUGCUCAUAAAUUUAAAAUGACAUUUAACAUUUCAUCAUGUUAAGGAAAAAUGGACACACUGGCUGGAUUAGAAGGAAGUGUAAGUAAAUUCUCCAAUGAAUCCAUUGACAUAAAUCUUUGCACUCGGCUCAAUUGCAUCACCAGUAAUGAACUGUAUUAUUGCUUGAAACACAACUGCAGAUGUUUGCAUGCGGUAGCUCUUGCUAUGACUAUUUAUUUGUAUGAUAUGGCAAGUUUUAAUUGUAAUACUUUUAACAGCAAAUUGAUUGAUGCAUUAACUGUAAGCUCUGAUGAUGCACCUGAAUGGACAAACAGGUAGCCAAACAUACAUUUCCAAAAAAAAAUAAAAAAAAAAUAAAAAAAAUAAAAUAAGAUUGCAAAUAAAAAAAAGAGAAUAAUAAAAGAGAGAAAAAAAAGAAAAAAAGCAAGAAAAAUAAAUGUACAGUUCAUUAUUCUGUAAAAUAUUUGUGUUGCAAUGAUAGAACAGAAAAGCACUUUAAUAAAUGUUUAAUCAUUGGUUUAGGCUCAGAUUCGGUAUGUGAGUUAACAGAUUUAGACAACUUUGACAUAAAGAUGUCUCACAUCAAUGUAUAUAUAGCACUGCAGAAAAAAUGUGUCUCAUCACAAGGAGGAUAGCGAGACAGAACACACUGCACCUUUUAUACCAGUAAAAAUAAAUCAUUAACAUUUUUC